AUGCCCGCACUCACAGCCUCACCAAGCGCUCCAAUCUCGCAAGAUGAUGCCACGCCACCCUGUAUCAAGUCCAGGAAACGAUCAGCCGCAGCAUCCACUUCCAAAGGGCGUCCAAAGCCUUACGCGUGCACCUACGCAGGCUGCUCACUCGCUUUCCACGCUCCAGCUAGGCUAGCCGAACACGCUCGGCGACAUACUGGAGAGGUGAGUGGUGCAUCUCGUCUUGCGGUUUGGCCAGCUUCCUUCGCUCAAUGCCAUGCCAUGCCGCUCACCUUUCCUCAUCGUCUUUUGCCUUUCGCCCGUCCCCUCCCCCCCCCCGCCCACAAAAGCGACCCUUUGUAUGCGCACAUCCAGGCUGCGCAGCCUCUUUUAAUCGCACGCAUCACCUCAAUGUGCAUGCCAGGGUUCACGCGAAUGCCAGCACCUUGACCGCAAUCGAGCAAAGUGCCAGUCCUGCAAUCAAGCCCUCCCUCGCGCCAGCAGCGGCAGCGACACAGCAUGCGGGUGGGGAAAAUGAGACGGAUGGAUCUGUAGAUGCUGUGCUGGCGAGUGGGUGCCGAGACGCACUUGAUCAGCCACUGCGACGUUCUGCCGAUGCGGAUGGGCCGCAAAUUGCUGCAGCAUCUGCUCCUCAGCCGGCAGCACCCCAGAGGAGCUUCAUAUGUAGCGCUCCAAAGUGUCGCCUCGCUCUAUGGACCAAGCAGCAUCUGAAGCGGCACGAAUCGACGUGCGACAAAGUCAGAGCUCUACGAUUAGGCAAUCGAGCUGCAUCCAGCAAUGCGCAUCAGUUUGGGUGGGAUGCGACGUCGACAGAGGCCGAGAGCGAUGUUGGAAGAGACGAGCGGGUAGAUAUGCGAGCGGGCGAGGAGGCGAUUCCGGACAUGGAGCGGCAAAGCGCUAGCGACGCCUCUGCAACGCCCACACAAACUGGCGGCCAGUGCAAGCUGGCCGCAACAAAGGCAAACGCUUCAGACGCAGAGACGACAGAGGCUGAGGUGAUGAGAGUAGGCGACAGUGGCAGGUCCUACAUCAAGCAGAGAGCAGAUAGGAGCUGGCUGGUGAGUCUCUCGUGAUGACUGAUGGAGCAAGAUGAGACGGAUUCGCGCUGACCCCUGACUGCUCGGAUCAGUGCAAAGAACCCGAUUGUGCAAAGACUUUUCGGCAAAGAAAACAUCUUCGCGCUCAUCUCUGGGCGGCGCACAGCGCUACGCCUCACCUUUCACCACACAUUUCCAAUUCUGGAUUCGCAGCCGACGCAGCUGAUGCCGUGGAUGUGGAUGGCAAGGUGCGCAAGCCUUUUCCAUGCAGACAUGAAGGCUGCCCAAGAGCCUACUUGACGGCGAAGCUCAGAGCAUCGCACGAAAAGAUACAUCAAAAGGGCAGAUACGUGUGCGUCUUGCCACAUGAGCCGGGCAAAGAGCUGCGGGACGAACAGAAUGAAGCAGAGCUUCAAGCAAACGGAUCUCUGGCCUUCAAUACUUGGAGCUCUCUGCAGAGACACAUCAAAGCUGUUCAUCCGCCAACAUGCCACUACGAAGCGUGCGGGAGGACAUUUGGCAGCGCCAAGCAGCUCAAAAAGCACUUGUCCAGGCACACACAGCUACCCAGACCUCAUCGCACCCUCGUCUCAGCUUCGGAAGCGGAGACGGACUCGAAAGCGAGCGUCAAGAGUGCGCGCGCUGCUGCUGCUGCUGCUGCUGCGGAUAUGGACGUUGAGGCCGAGACGAGCUGUCAAGAGGAAGUGUCGAGGGGCAUGUACGCUUGCACCUGGACCGACACUUUGCAGGCAGUCCCAACCACACGCAAAGGCUCCCAGAGGCGCAGCAAGAGGCUCGCAUGCAGACGGGUAUUCAGGAGUGCAAGAGCCAGGGACGACCACGUCAAGGUUUUCCACCUGGAGCAGCGAGACUUUGCCUGUGUGCCCGAGUGCGGGAAAAAGUUUGGAUACGCACAUCUGCUCAGUCGACAUCGCAAGAGGUGCAAGCAUGUGGUGCAAGGCGUGGUGGGCGAUGAUGGCGCUAGCACGAGCCGAACCAACGGCCAUCGUGCUCGAGCGAUCGGCUCGAGUACCAGCAGCGACGACGAGACCGAGAGAGAGGCUGAGAGGCAUGCCGCUAUAGGUCGACGUCACGUGUCCCCUUCGCAAUCCAACAUUAGCUCUUCCGCGAGCAGGACGACGGCAGACGAACGGGAUAUGAACAGCGAAGAAGAAGAUGCGUUUUUCCGACGCGAAGGAGGAGCAGUGCCCGAGUCGCACGCCGAAAGAGGUCGCGCGCCCGUCCGAAAAUCUCUGAUCGCCACGGGCGCGGGCGACGUGGGAAGAGAUAGCUGGCGGGCCAUUGUGGUUUCGCAGAGGAAGGAUGCUGGUGGGAGUGCUACUUCGGCGCAACUCGCACCUCGCGCUCUGGCUGGACUGCUUACUGGACAGGGAUACGAGCAAGGCUUUGAAGAUGCGCCGCGCAAUGUGGCCGUCUGGUCCGGCUCGACCAGUCGAAGUUUGCAAGCCAACAUCCGUGGCGUUGCGCGCGGUGGGAAGCGCAAGCGCGACGAGAGGGAGAGGGAGAGCGAAAAUGGAAGGGAUGAAGAGAUGAGCGAGAAGGGAGCAUUGGGUAUCGGCAUGCAUAGCAAGAAGCGCAUCAGAGGAAGGGUGCUUUGUUGUCCGUAUGAGGAAAUACGCAAAAUGCUCUCGGCUAGAGAAGCAGACGAUGACUCUGCGGGCGAAGAGGAUGGUGGAGGCGCUGCGGCGAUCAGCGCAGCAGAGCCUCGCGCGGGUCCGACGCGCACAAACUUUUCCAAUACCACGGCGCCUACCUCGCAAGGGUGCCAGUACAGAUUCUCGAGACUGUACGAUGUCAGCAGACAUCUGCUCGCUGCUCACGACUGUCUAGUGCCGGAUCGAGACAUUUUGCUGGCGCUGCCCAAAGAGAACAUCGAAAAGCUUCCCAUGCCUGAAAGUGGCCGGGGCGAAGUUUGA
Molecule: messenger RNA, 2974 nt
Organism: Ceraceosorus bombacis
Lineage: Eukaryota; Fungi; Basidiomycota; Exobasidiomycetes; Ceraceosorales; Ceraceosoraceae
Source: the annotation of a GenBank genome assembly